GCCAUUCUCAAGUUCGAGGUAUUCUUCAUCUUCUCCGACAUUUACAGCGCGUCCUAAGGCUGGGUUAGGUGUGUAAAAUAAGAGAUUAUUGCUCACGUUCAAUGUCUGCGGUAUCUCCGAACUCGUUAACACUAUAACGUAUUAAAGGAUGAUAUUAAACCUUAUCGCAUCUUACAUUACAGCUAUCUUGUGUCCAUGUCGUUCUGUGAGAAUGUGGGAAAUGAGUGUGCUUUUCCCAGCUCCAAGAUAUCCGGUGAGGAUAGUGAGAGGUACUUUCUUAUCAUCUGGGAUGUCUACUGUUUCAUUACUGUCUAUCAAAGUUGGUAUUUCAUCAUCAAAAUCAGUCAUCAUGAGCGUUCUUGACUGACGGCCAGGAGCGCAAUAUGGAAAUAGACAAUGAGGAAGUCAACCAUACGAGGGUUUUACUAGAGAACUCAGAUGGCUUUGACGGUGGUUCAGAUUGGCGAUAUGAAAUGCGUAGAGAAUGUCAGGAAAUAAUACCAAAUUUGGUAUUAGGUCCGUAUCAAUGUAGUAAAGACACCGCAUUCCUCACCUCUGCGGGUAUCACCCACAUUGUUGUCAUACGCGGUGAAGCUGAGGCAGUAUUCGUGCGUCCGCGGUAUCCAGAUCAGUUCAGCUAUUUGGUAUUGGAUGUACGCGAUUCUGAAGAGCAGAAUCUUAUCAGAAUAUAUCCAGAAGCUCGUGAAUAUAUCUCGAAUGCUUUACAGAAUGGUGGAAAGGUUCUUAUUGUUUGUAAUGGUGGUAUUAGUAGAGGCCCUGCUAUCACUAUCAUGUACGUAAUGGAAGCUGCUCAAGUAUCUUUCGAAGAUGCAACAAAUUACGUCCAAAACAAGAGAUAUUGUAUUUCUCCUAAUUUAGGUUUCCAAUGUCAACUCAAAGAAUUUGAAGCAAUCUACCGGGCAUCUCUCGCAAUAGCAAACCAGCCGACACUCACCCGUGACUCAAAAAGGAGACUAGAAGAUGACGACAGCAUCGAGGCAGAUAUUGACGCACGACCAAGUCGUAAUCAACGAGUUUAAAACGCUAUACUUAUUUAAGCAAUUGUAUUAUUGAUGUAUAUUAAAGAUUUACAACCAGUCGAGGAACUCUGGUGUAAAAUAGCUUAAGAAUAUGUUUGCACCUGCGCGUAAGAAGCUCUCAUGCGUUUCAAAGGCAAUAGACUUCAGGUCGUAUAUACCAGCUUUGGCACCUGCGUGCAACAUGGCAAAUUCACCAGAGACAACGUAACAGGCUACUGGAUAAUCAGAAGCGAUUUGUGCGGUAUCUGAGAUGACGUCGAGGUAUGGCAAUGAUGGUUUGAC
Wallemia mellicola CBS 633.66 is the source of this 1322-nucleotide messenger RNA. RefSeq names its product phosphatases II. Gene Ontology annotation, cellular component: nucleoplasm; cytoplasm. The transcript is spliced from 7 exons. NCBI's taxonomy places the organism in Eukaryota, Fungi, Basidiomycota, Wallemiomycetes, Wallemiales, Wallemiaceae. Gene Ontology annotation, biological process: negative regulation of protein binding; regulation of ERK1 and ERK2 cascade; protein dephosphorylation. Bases 384 to 1040 code for a protein of 218 amino acids. The record is from RefSeq and is a predicted model, not a curated record. Gene Ontology annotation, molecular function: F-box domain binding; protein tyrosine/serine/threonine phosphatase activity.